Molecule: messenger RNA, 2942 nt
Organism: Gekko japonicus
Lineage: Eukaryota; Metazoa; Chordata; Lepidosauria; Squamata; Gekkonidae
Gene: CCDC39
Product: coiled-coil domain containing 39
Exons: 20
Coding region: 1-2898 (965 amino acids)
Biological process (GO): cilium-dependent cell motility; inner dynein arm assembly; cilium movement
Cellular component (GO): axoneme
Source: RefSeq, a predicted model, not a curated record
AUGGACUCCUCGGGGAGCGGCGAAGGUAGCGGCAGCAGCAGCAGCGGCGGCGACGCGAGCAGCAGGGCCACCGGCUCCACCACCUCCACCGCCUCGGUCCUGGCCGAGCUCGACUGGGACGAUGGGUUCGCCAUCCCCGUGGCCAGCGAGGAAAACAAGAGGCUGGAGCAAAAGUUUCAGAGUAUGGAAAAAGAAAAGGUCAGCUUGGAAAAUCAGGUGACUGACUAUGAAGAACGUAUCGCAGCGAUGAUAGCACACUUGAAAAAUGUCAAGCAGGAGUUUAAUUUGACACAGUCUCUUUCCAGAGCCAGAAAGAAUGAAAUUGAAACCGAACUGCAUUUUAAAGCCCUUGCAGAGAGAGAGCUGGGGCGCCUGAAGAGUGAGAUUCAAAGGCUGGAGAAUGAGAUGGUUUCGUUAAGGGAGAAGAAAAUUAGUCAAGAGAACAAUCUCUUCAAAUUGACUCAGAAGCUGGAAGCCUUAAGAUGCCAAAUGAACUGGGACCAACAGGCAUUAGAAGCUUGGUUAGAAGAGUCCGCUCGUAAAGACAAUGAUUCCUUGGUGAUUCAGAAAUAUGCCCAGCAAGACGACAGCAAAAUAAGAGCGUUGACUAUGAAGAUCGAGAUGCUGACUGUGGACUGUAAUCACAGGCGCAAAAUUCUUGACAACGAGCUGACGGAGACCCUCGCCGCUCAGAUCGAGCUGGAUAAGGCAGCUGAAGAUUUUCGCAGGGUUCAUCGCGAGAGACAGGAGCUUAUCAGACAGUGGGAAAACACCAUAGAGCAGAUGCAGAGAAGAGAUCAAGAAAUAGACCAAUGUGGCCUGCUGUUAGCCCAGGCCAGGCGAGCGAUACGAGCCAAGGAAAGCGUGCUUAAGGACAAGAUCCAGUUUCUGGCGAAUGAGAGCGGCAACAACAUGGAGUAUGAGAAGAGGAUUGGCGUAGCUGAUCGGCAGGCUGCCAAACUGAGGGCAGAACACCAAAAAGAGGAGGCUAAUCGGAACCAGCUGCAGGACGAGCUGGAGACACUGAAAGCCACUGUGGAUGGGACUGCUUCUGAACUAGAACAGAUGAGAUCCUCUGUAGCUAACCUGAAGAGGGAAACCCAGGACAAAACUCUCAGGCUAAACUUCAUCAGGGACCAGAACGAGAGCCUUUCCAAGAAGCUGAAAUCUGUGACGGACCAAGCGUUGACGUUAGAUGAGAAAGCAGCCAGGUUGGAAGAGAUGCUGAAAGAGAAGGAGAGAACCAACAAGGAAAAAGAAACACUGGCACAGCAGAUGCGAGACACACACUUCAAGAAAACCAAGGAGUUACAGGAACUGAAAGAAAGAGAGAAGGGCCUCAGAGCUGAAAUCGAAGGAGGCCGGGGACUGAUGAAAAACCUCCACAGCCGGUUAGGCCGGCUGGAUGCAGAGACUCUCAAGCAACAAGAAAUCAUGUAUUCUCAGGAUUUCUAUAUUCAGCAAGUGGAGCGCAGGCUGUCACGCUUAAAGGGGGAGCUUAACACAGAUGAGAGGCAAGUUUUAGAAGCGAAACUCGAGGAACUUUCGAAGUUUGCAGAUGAGAAGAAGCAAGCGUGUAAUGUUUUGCAAGCCCAGCAGAAGAAACUUCAGAGCGAUAUUCACUUUAUCAAGCUGGCCAUGAAUAAGACUGGAGAAGAAAUGGCUGUUCUGAAUACCAGAUUGGAUGAACUGAACCUUUUCACUGACAAAUCAGAGAAGUUGCUAAAAAAAGCCAGAGCAGAUAAGCAGGAUCUGAUGAUCGAAGAUAACCUCUUGAAGCUGGAAAUGAAGCGGGUCAGGAACACGCUGUACAACAAGGCGGGGAAAGUUCUGUCUCUCGAGAAACGCAAGCAGCAGUUGAAAACGGCGAUGGAAGAAAGGACGGCGGAGAUCAAAGUUCACAAGGCGAUGCUCGAGAGCCAGAUCAGAAUCGCCGAGCAGGAGCGUCAGACGAUGAGCACCGAGUUUCACGAGCGGUUGAGCAAGAUCGAUAAACUGAGGAGCAGGUACGAGAUCAUCACCAUCGUCAUGAUGCCCCCCGAAGGAGAAGGAGAGGAGGAGAACAGUCAUGUCUAUUAUGUCAUCAAGGCUGCUCAGGAAAAGGAGGAUCUGCAACGCAAAGGGGACGUGUUGGAUGCCAAGAUCCAGCAAGCUGAAAAAGAAUGCGCCGCCCUGAAGAACACCCUGCACGUGCUCAAUAACUGCAACAGCAACUACCGAAACUCAUUAAUGAAAGUCACAGAGAGCAGCGAAGAGUAUGAAGAAAAGCUGCAACUGGAAAAAGAGAAAAGAGCCGCAGAUGAGAAAUACAGAUACAAGCGAAGGCAGAUCAAGGAGCUCCAGGAAGAUAUCCAGGCCAUGCAAAAUACUCUGGAUGACCUUUUAAAAGAGGAAGCUCUCUGCAAACAAAAUAUCAAGGAGAAAAAUGAACUCAUUUCACAACUGACCAAAGAAAUAGAAUCCCAGAAGCCUAAACUAGAGCGAGUCGUGAAACAGGUUUCCCGAUUAUCCAGAGACCUCCGCUCACUAAAGAAUACGGAGUCAGAAACAAUGGAAGAACAAGAUAUCGAUUUUCGUGAGCUGAAAGAGUUCGGCAAAUCUAUUGAUAAAAUGCUGCUUGAUAUUUCGAACGCAAAUCCAGAGUUAAGCUCAGUCUUCCAGACGUAUUUUGAACAGGCUGACUUAUCCUUCCCUCCAGUGUCUUGCCAUCUUAGUGCUCACUCGUCCACUCACAGCUCAUCGCCCUUGAGCAUGUCCCCAAAGAGCUCCACCUCAUCAUCUAGUCAGCAACACCUUAAAGUUGUCUCUUUGACUUUACCCUCUGCGGCUGUGGUUUCUUCACGCCCUUCAACCCGAAGCAGCAGCUCCGGCACCUCUCGCAGCAGGACCUCAAAGUAGUGUUCAGGGCUGCCCAGUUAUAUAAUGUUGAGAGAAUAGGAGUU